UUGAGCCCUCCGAGAUCUCGGAUGAGUAGUUCUUUCGGAAAUCUGCGUUUUAUCACUUGCAUUUCACAUCUGCACCUCGUGCAUACCCGUGCUUCCAUUUCUAUCUGUCCCUUUCCAUCCAUCCCCAUCUAUCCACAGCUUUCUUGAAGGACAGGAGAUCAGGAGUAGCAUAUCUGUCUUUAUCAAGCUAUGACAACCUACCCCGGCACCGGCGUCCCGCGUGACUGCCACGACCGCCACCUCGCAGAAACCUACUAUGGGAUGCUGCCUUCUUCCGCCUUGGACCCCUCCAACGCAGAUAUUCGCGCUCCAUCAAUCCCCUCGAAACGCUUCCACGAAGCAAAAUCGUCCGCGUCUGCAAAGCGUAAAAAUGCCACAGAGUCUCAUGAACCAAGUAUCUUCCUCCCCCGGGGUGGGCUCGAAGGAAACCAGUACUGGCCGUCGACCAAAAGCAGCAAACGUGGCCGUUUGCAAACAAAACAAGAUGCGCGUAUUGAACUGCAUCAAAGCACGUGUCUAAACCUCAAUUCUACCGUCAAUCCUAAUCUCAACAACCCCUCUGCUACUGACUCGGAUCUCUGGAUCCUGCCCGACUUCGACGAGUGGGAACUAGAUGACACCUCAUCCAUGCACUACUCCCUGCACGCUCGCGACGGAGGCGAAUGGGCGCCGCUCGUAUCCCGCGCCGUGAAUUCGAAUCGCGAGAGGCUGCGACGGAGACUCGAGGGCGAUGGGUGGGAUUUUGUAGGUGGGAAGUAUGGCGAGGAUGGGAAUGUUUACGAGUUUCGAGAUGAGGAUAGUGGGAGUGGGAGUGGGAGUGAGGAGAGUGUGGACGAGGAGUUUGAUGUUGUUGUUUUGGGGGUUGAGGAGGGGGUUUGAUGUUUUCUUUCAUGCCCUGUUUUGUUUUCGGUUUGGUUUGUUUAAUAUGGACUGUAACGGCCCUGCCCUGGCUAGGGUAAGGAUGUCAUGGCCAUUCUCUCGUUUUCAAAACCCUUCGCCGUUACUUCAUCUACCCCUCUCCCAUCUCCUCGAACGAGCCUUACGUCGUAGGCUCUCACCUCUGUCGCUUACCUUUACCCUCCCAUAUUUUUCUGUCACGGCUCUCCUACUUUCUACCAAUGAAUGAUACCCCGAGGAAAUGUAACACCACGUCAUGUACCUACGAACUCGCACCCAUAUGCAACCAUACACCUCACAAAUUCGGUACCCUUAAUAAAGCAUGCCAAUCCAAGAAUAUUCGUUGAU
Messenger RNA from Lindgomyces ingoldianus, 1245 nucleotides. RefSeq lists its product as uncharacterized. The transcript has a single exon. Lineage: Eukaryota; Fungi; Ascomycota; Dothideomycetes; Pleosporales; Lindgomycetaceae. The coding region runs from base 190 to 879 and encodes 229 amino acids. The record is from RefSeq and is a predicted model, not a curated record.